AUGAUUCGUGUUAAAAGAGGCAAUGUUGCCCGCAAAAGAAGAAAAAAUAUUUUAAAAUUAGCUAAAGGGUUUAGAGGUUCUCAUUCAUCUUUAUUUCGUACAGCAAAGCAGCAAGUUUUAAAGUCUUUAAGAUAUUCUUAUGUAGGUAGAAAAAAUAAAAAGCGAGAUUAUAGACGUUUAUGGAUUGUACGUAUUAAUGCAGCAUUAAUACCUUUUGGUCUUACAUACAGUCAAUUUAUUUGUGGUCUUAAAAAGAGUCAUAUCGGUUUAAAUCGUAAAAUGUUAGGACAAAUAGCAGUUGUUGAUAAUAAUGCAUUUGAACAGCUAAUUAACAUAACAAAAUAA
Molecule: messenger RNA, 345 nt
Organism: Chondrus crispus (carragheen)
Lineage: Eukaryota; Rhodophyta; Florideophyceae; Gigartinales; Gigartinaceae
Source: the annotation of a RefSeq genome assembly